Messenger RNA from Effrenium voratum, 1315 nucleotides. Lineage: Eukaryota; Dinophyceae; Suessiales; Symbiodiniaceae. The record is from the annotation of a GenBank genome assembly.
CGCUUCCUGACUUAGCUUGAGCUAUGUGCCUCAAGCUGUUGCUUUUGGCGUGCGUAGGCCUUGGCGAGCGCAUCCCAAAGGUUGAGGAGGUAUUCAUCAUCGGCGACUUGCACGCAGAUAUCCACUGUGCAAAGCAUUGGGUGAGAAGAAGUGGCUAUGUGGAUCUGGAUGCCUGGACCUGGACGGGCGGAGCGAGCGCUCUGGUCUUCAUGGGCGACUACGUGGACCGCGGGCCCUUCUCGCGCCAAGUGCUGGAGCUGGUGAGAAACUUGACCACCAGCUUCCCCGAGAAGGUCUUCGCCUUGAUGGGCAAUCACGACCUCUACUUCCUGGCGGACGCUGUGCUGCCGCAGGGCGCCAGGGAUCUCAUGGGCGCCCCGGUGCAGGACUUCAGCUACGCCUUCAUCCAUCCGGAGGAGUAUCUGAAUUGGAUUCUGCCGGGUGAGCAGGCCGAAGCUUCUUCGAAGCUCUCCACUCUCUUCGCAGCUCUGGGGGAGGUCUAUGCACAACAGCGUCGCAAACGAGGACCUGUGCCUGUGAUGCUGAAAGAAGAAUUUGGCCAGAUGAGUAUUUUUGACUUUGCGCCCUUGCGGCACAACGCCACGCUGUCGAAUGCCCUGAACCAAAGCCUGCACUUCUGGCAGCGCCGGCUCGCGCGAGGCAUGCGAGAUUCGGGCCUGGCGCGGUGGCUGGCGGAACGUCCAUUUGCCGUGGAACUCGCAGGAGCGCUCUUUGUGCACGGCGGCCUGCCUGGCAAAACCACGCGGGAGCAGCUGGACAUGCUCGGGCCGCUAGGGGACGGUGACUUCAGCGAGCUCUUCUCUUCAGGGCGAUUGGACCUGCUGCACGAGGCGGUCACUUAUCGGGGCCUUCAUGGGGCCGCUGGUUGCAGCGAAGUCGACAAGGUGCUUGACCUCUUGCCUGACAUUGAGAUGAUCGUAUUGGGUCAUACGCCCGGCGAGGAGGUGCGCCGCUCCUGUGGGAACCGCCUAGUGUCAGCUGACAGCGCCUUAAGCCGAUACUACCGGGCGUAUGGGAACCACUACUGUCCCGUGCAAGUGGCGGCUGAGCGGAAAGGAGCUUGCCGAAGGACCGUGGCAAAGCAGUGCGCGGGCCAGGCCUCUCGGCUGCGUGGGGGACAGCUGACACCUGUGCCGAGUGAACCAAAUCCUUACGAGGCCUCGGCAAAAAGAAAAGCGGGUCGUCUGAUAAGCGAAGCGAACGCCGAGGAGCUGUGACGCGGCCAUGGCCCACCUUCACGAGGUCCUUGGCACACUGACGUGCGCUGGCUUGACGAAUUUGCGUCGGAAGAGCA